Lytechinus variegatus (green sea urchin) is the source of this 2112-nucleotide messenger RNA. Its product is annotated as glucuronokinase 1-like. The transcript is spliced from 19 exons. The record is from RefSeq and is a predicted model, not a curated record. Gene Ontology annotation, biological process: biosynthetic process. Lineage: Eukaryota; Metazoa; Echinodermata; Echinoidea; Temnopleuroida; Toxopneustidae. The coding region runs from base 105 to 1979 and encodes 624 amino acids. Gene Ontology annotation, molecular function: glucuronokinase activity; ATP binding.
AAUUUCCAGGCCAGUCUAGUCUGUCGACACUUCAACAACCUACAAAAAACGGGGCGAGAAUUUUUCAUUUUUAAAAAAGAUAACUUAAUUUGCAUGUUUACGUGAUGAUUUGCAUUAUUCUUGUUGCAGGACAUGGGACAAUCUUAGAGAAUGAGAUUAAGGAAGACUCUUCAGGUAGAUACAGUUCUUUGGAAGGCAUCCCCAAGGCACUUCUUCCUGGAGUUGGUGGAAGAAAGAUCCUUGAUUACUGGUGGGAUGCGAUCAAUACGAGACAACACUUCUCAGAGGUUUACUUGGUGACUAAUGCUGACAAAUACAAGCACUAUGAAAGAUGGGCCACAGCUCGAGAUUUUCCAGUUGAUAAUAUCAUCAAUGACGGUACUACUACAUUCAAUGGAAGAUUAGGGUCCGUAGGUGAUCUUGAUCUGGCAUUGAGAAAUAAACAGAUUCAGGAUGACAUUCUUGUGGUUGCAGGUGAUAUGUUAUUUCAAGAUCACAAGUUUGAUAUCACUCAAGUAAUACACUACUUCAGGAGAAAGAAAGGGGAGUUGGCCAUUUAUUACGACAUGGAACCUUCUGAGAAUAUCACAAGUAGAGGCAUGGUUGAAGUAUGUCCACAAACUAAUAGAAUCACCAAGUUCCUUGAGAAGCCCAGCGAGAGUGAGACCCAGUCUCGUCAAGCCAGUGUAGUCUUCUAUUGCUUUCAGAAGGAGACACUAUCCUCCAUCCCAACAUUCCUCCAAGCCAACCCUGAUGUCAGACAAAGGACAUUUGGAAAAUAUAUGCAAUGGCUUAUAAAUGAGACUCGUCAUGAGGUUUAUGGCAUGAAGCUCCCUACAGGGUUUCAGCUUAUUGGCCAAGUGGGUCUAGGUGAUUAUGAGAAAUGGCUGCAUUUCUUCUCAGAUAAAGAGACGCAGCAGAGAUGUAUGGUACCGUACACUGCCAAAGCUUAUGCAAGGAUAGGGUUAAUGGGUAAUCCCUCGGAUGGUUUCCAUGGCAAGACAAUCUCUGUUUCUAUCAAGAAUUUCUGGGCUGAAGUCACCAUCGUAGAGAGUCCUAAGCUGAUCCUGGUACCCCAUCCUCUCAACGACCCAACUGAGUUUGGAAGUCUAGGUGACCUUCAUGGAAUCAGUCGUAAGGAAGGCUACCUCGGAGGGCUGAGACUCCUUCAAGCCACUUGUAAAAAGUUCUACCAAUACUGCUCUGAACAAGGGAUUGCCCUACCGAAGCGGAAUUUCAAGUUGAAAUAUGACACGAACAUUCCCCGUCAGGUGGGCUUAGCUGGUAGCAGCGCCAUAGUAGCAGCUACACUCAGAUGUUUGAUGCAUUUCUUUGAUCUCAACAACUUAGAUCUUCCUAAGCCCCUUCAGCCUCAGUUCAUCUUAGAUGUGGAGAUUGAUGAGCUCUUCAUCAAUGCUGGUCUACAGGACCGCGUUAUUCAGGUCUAUCAAGGAGCAGUCUACAUGGACUUCUCUCGGACCAUCAUGGAGCAACAAGGCCAUGGGUUGUAUGAAUACAUAGACCUGGACCUACUACCUGGCCUGUGGCUGGCCUAUAUCAGGAACCCUAGUGAUUCUGGAAAGAUUCAUAAUAAUGUAAGAGAAAGAUGGACUGCCGGGGAUCUGGAGGUCCAUGGGGCGAUGACAACCUUUGCUGAUCUUACUGAUCAAGCUAGAUCUGCUCUUCAAGAUGGCAACCAUAGUGAACUCCUAAACCUAAUGAAUAAGAACUUUGAUCUACGAAGGUCGAUUUAUGGCGAUGCAGUUGUAGGAGCUGAGAAUCUCAGAAUGAUUCAACUAGCAAGACAGUAUGGAUCAUCAGCUAAGUUCUCUGGUAGUGGAGGAGCUGUUAUUGGUCUUUGUUUAGAUCCUCAUCAGUUGGCUGAGCUGAAGUCUGCAUUCCAAACUGAAGGCUUUGUGAUCUGUGAUGUCAUCCCGAAUCCACCAAUCGCAGACAACAAUGGUUCGACCAGCAGAUGACCUUACUUAACUAAACAGGAGGAUAGAUCCAUUGAUGCGACUGACCUGCCCUUUGGAACAACGAUCCUGAAUAGUUAGUCAUGCUUGCAAUGAAGCAUCACUGCCAACAGGGUUCCAACAGUCAUGGAAAAUC